This is a messenger RNA of Capsicum annuum, 829 nucleotides long. RefSeq lists its product as uncharacterized. The transcript is spliced from 7 exons. Gene Ontology annotation, biological process: proteasome assembly. Lineage: Eukaryota; Viridiplantae; Streptophyta; Magnoliopsida; Solanales; Solanaceae. The coding region runs from base 61 to 549 and encodes 162 amino acids. The record is from RefSeq and is a predicted model, not a curated record.
GUGUAAAAUUAACCGAGCAAUUGCACACCCAACUUGGGCCUCCCCACCUAUGCAUCCGAAAUGGGUCAAUAUUUUGGGCUUUCACCAGUCAUUAAACGAGGCCCAACUACUGUACCCGGUCCAUCAAUUCCUUUCCCUUUCUUCAAUAACACGCCAAUUUUGGAGCCUUUCGAAUUUACAAAGGAAGCUAUGGAUUUCCCAGUACAGCACAAGAAACUUUCACUAGAUAUUAAGGGAAAUAAAACAGAUAUAGUUAUAUGUGCCUAUGAUGACCAUUUUUUGGUAAUAGCUACUCAAAUAGGAAGCAUGGGUACAAUACUGCAUGCCAGGAAGGAGGAAGGCGUAGCAAUCCAUCCAACCUUUAGUGUUUCUGUAUUACUGGGUAAACGCGACGAGCCUAUGCUGGUUGCGUGCGGUCGGCAGAUUAUUGAACACAUAAGUAACGCAGGAUCUUCUAGGUCUUUGGUUUUGUCUCUUGGUCUACGCGACCAUUCUCUGCCCACUUUGAAGGGUAUUGUUUCAGCUGUCACUGAGAACUGCCUUUGGUGAGCUAGAUUUGGUCAAUUUUGGAUUGCUCAUAGUUGUUAUAGCCACAAGAGAGAAACUUAAUGAUUAUCUCAGUUCCUUUCCCCUUUUAGGUGAGCUUACUUAAUGAUGUAUUAUUGUUCUGGUAUUCGAAAGACUUCUCCAGACUCUCUCAGACGAAGUAAAAGAAACUAUUGAUUUAUAUUUUUGCCCUUAUUCAAAAAGGGGAUUUACGACUUGACUUUGAGAAAUGCAUUUUGUUGUAAAUUUGUAAUGAUUGCAGUGUUUUGGUUCAAACUUCAAA